CUGGAGGAAACGCAAGCGGGGUCCCGAAAAGGCGCUAUCCCACGGCAAGGCUGCAGGGGCUGGCAGAGAGGCCUUCAGGCUCCUCCGUUCAUUCCUAGCGGUGCAGGGAAGAACUUGUGGGAAGGGAAAAGAGGCUGGUGGGGAAAGUUGGAGUUUCCCAAGGCAAGGAGACAGGGAACUGAAACCCCCAGGCCAGCGAAUGGGAGAAGGCAGGCGGCGGCGGAAGUGACGUGCAGGAAGUCCGGGGCUGCACUGACCGGCUUCCUCGCUGCUUUCCCGGCCCGCCCCCUCCCCCCCACCGCGCCUCCACGAUGUAGCCGCAAAACCUCAGGCGUCUCCGCCCGCCUCCACUGCAGGGCCGGAGGAAGCAGAAGAGGAGGAGAAGGAAGACGCGGAGCAGCGGCUUGGCUGCGGCGGUCAGCAUGGAGCCCGAGGGGAGCAGAGAACUUAUCUUUCCUCCUCUCACGGAGCCGGUGGACGCCCCAGUGCCCAACCUCACCCCGAGGCACCAGGAGCUGAUCCCUACUCCCUGUGGCCCUAGCAGUUUUGGAUAUCAAAUGAGAGACUGUCAGGGGCUCAGCAUGGUGUCUGGCCAUAGGAGGUGCUCAAUAAAUGCUUAUUCUUACCUUCCACCCCUUCCUCCACUUCCUUUGUCUGUCCUUGUAGGAGGAAGAGGGAAAGGGAAUGGACUCAACUUCCAGAUAAAGCCAUGGAGCGAAUUGUCCUGUCCGGUCAAAGUCUACUUCUGCAUCACGCUGGUGUCUCUCCUGAGCAUCAUUGGGUUAACCAUAAAGACCCUCGUGCAAAAGUCAGACGAGAACUUCACCGUCUCCCUCAUUCAGCUCAUCGGCGUGGUGUUCUGCAUUUACUACGUGACCCGGGGCAUCCUCCAGGAGAACCGCCAGGAGCUCAUCGUCUUCAUCCUCUCCAUCCUGCUGGUGAUGUUCCGCUCCCUGGUCAACUUCCUCGUGCUGGCAGCUCAUGGGGACCCAAGCAGAGAAGCAGAGCCACCUCUUCAGGCCCGGUUCGUGGUGAUCCUCCUGGUGGGCUUCUUCGACGUGAUCUGCGCCGUGAUCCUGAUCCGGACCCAGGGCAUGAUGGCCUUCCGAGUGGGCGGGGCCCUGGAGAGCCUCCAGGCUCAGUACUUCAUGCUCAAUCUCUGCUUCUCCAUGCUGACCUUUGACCUGCAAGCUCAGCUCUGCCUGUGUGUCCUGAUCCUGACCUCGGGCCUGUAUGCCUCGCUCCAGCACAGCCUCAUCCUGGUCGUGGGCGUGCUCUGGGCUGGCCUCAAGGUGACCAUCGGUAUCCUGGCUAUUCUGCGAGAGCUGAAGGUCCUGGUGUGGAUUUUCCUGGUGCAGAACGUCCCGGAAGUGGCUUACCUCUUCUAUCUCCUGUACACGCAGAGCCUGGGGCCAGGGCAGCUCGUACACUGGAGAAGCGGCGGCCAUUGUGGGCUCGUGCAUCUCUGUGGCCAUCAAGUCUGUCUUGCUUUGGGCCCUGGUCCACGUGUAUCGAAGCUUCGGCCAGGGCCUGAGAGAGAGAAUGUUUUCUUCCUAUGGAAGGAUCGAGUCCUGAGCAGCCCCCAGACCCCCCAGGGUCCCAGGGCCGGGCAGACGCCCCCUCCCGCUUCUGCCGCUCGCUCUCAGCAGCCCUCCUCGGAGGAGCCUCAUCGUUGUCUUCCCUGCAUGUGGCAAUGAUGCCCGUCCGCAGCUAGUCUUGUGCCAAAGCCCGCUCCGGCAAGGCCCCGGAGGGCCCGGGCCCGCUCCCUGCAGGCCGAGGCUGUGAUGGGGCCAGCAGAUGCCCACGCUCCCCGAGCCCUCCCAGCCUGGGGACCCUGUGGGACCCCGGGCCCCGCUUCCCUGCUGCCCGACCGAGGGCCGGGGCCGCCCAGGAGCGUGGAAGGGUCCCCAGAGGCAGCGCGCUUCCCUCACCCUCUUUCAUACCUGUUGCCUCAAUUUCAGAAAGUCUUUCAUACUAAAGAAAUAAAGUUUUAUUAUUUUAACAAAUGGA
Messenger RNA from Sarcophilus harrisii (Tasmanian devil), 2010 nucleotides. RefSeq lists its product as uncharacterized. Lineage: Eukaryota; Metazoa; Chordata; Mammalia; Dasyuromorphia; Dasyuridae. The record is from RefSeq and is a predicted model, not a curated record. The transcript has 11 exons. Bases 423 to 1697 code for a protein of 424 amino acids.